Messenger RNA from Biomphalaria glabrata, 1190 nucleotides. Its product is annotated as netrin-G1-like. The record is from RefSeq and is a predicted model, not a curated record. The transcript is spliced from 4 exons. Lineage: Eukaryota; Metazoa; Mollusca; Gastropoda; Planorbidae. Bases 591 to 1190 code for a protein of 199 amino acids.
GCAGCAACUGCUCUUAGGACUAUUUUCUGUUGUUUUAUUUUCAAUCAACUUUAUCCAAGAAUGAUAAGUGGGAGGAGAAAAACGUGUACAAGAUUCCACACAGACUGACGUAAUGAGUUAAUAAAAGUUUCGUAAAAUGAUGUUGAGUCCCUUCUAUAAGUCAAUGUAAAAAAGAACUACAAUACUGCGAGAUGUCUAUUUUUUUGUAUUUUGCUUGCUUAGUAUUACCACAAUCUGCCGUGCACCUGUGCCUACAGUCUUUACUUAGGAGAAUUAUCAACCGAAACGUUUGCAUUGAAAUUAUCAUAUCUGAAAUAACCUUUUCUCAAAAUUGAUCACCAUUAUUUACUGAGUACCUGGCUUAUUUCUGAAAUAACCUUUUCUCACAAUUGAUUACUGGAUUAUUUACUGGAUGCCUGGCUUAUUUCAGAAAAACGUAGGCUACAGACCAAUUGGUGCCAGGAAUAUUAGAAGGUUUAAUUUUAACUACUAUGACCAACUUUUUCAUCCAUAGUUCUCUUCAUACUAUUCUAAUAGUGUUAUAUACCUAAUCAGAGAUUCAACAAGAAACCAAAGCAGAAAAACAAAACAUGAAAAUCGAAUUGUAUAAGAUAGAAUUGUUUUAUACCUGGGCUUCUGUCUUAAUUCAACUAACGAAUGCAGAGUACGAUAACUGUUUCGAUGAUGUCAACAAGGUCAACCUGGCCUGCAACCCGCCAGCCUACGACGUCAUGUGGAACAAUGUGGCCAGCAUCAAAGUUGAGCCCGCCUCGGCCACCUGUGGAUCACCUCCAACAACAUUCCGUCGCCUGGCAAUAAGAAUGCCCAGCACAUAUGAAACGUGUGAUGCCAACAGCCCAGUUUUUCAACAUCCUCCAGUCCAUAUGAUUGACGAUAACACAACAACCACAUGGUGGCAAAGUGUUAAUUUAGCUCCAGGAGCUGCAGAACUAAACAUCAACAUUACCAUUUCUUUUAACAAGAGUUUUCGAAUGGACUCAGAUGUCGUCAUAACUUUCAAUUCUGGCCGACCAGAUAAAAUGAUUUUACUAAAAUCAACGGACUUUGGAGUCACUUGGACCCCUCUGCAAUUCUAUGCUUAUGAUUGCGACAGCUUUCAAGGUGUACUUAUACCAGGAGCGGAAAUAACAGUCGAGAACCCAACAGCUGUAAUUUGUUCAGAGGAGUAA